Molecule: messenger RNA, 381 nt
Organism: Chlorella variabilis
Lineage: Eukaryota; Viridiplantae; Chlorophyta; Trebouxiophyceae; Chlorellales; Chlorellaceae
Exons: 5
Coding region: 1-381 (126 amino acids)
Cellular component (GO): chloroplast; mitochondrial matrix
Molecular function (GO): protein-folding chaperone binding; metal ion binding; ATP binding
Source: RefSeq, a predicted model, not a curated record
AUGCCACUGCGGCUUCGGAGCCGGCAGCAGCGCGCGCCGGGGCGGCAAGCGGGCUGCUUGCAGGUGCAGGCGGUGCUGACCAAGGAGAAGUCUGAGAUGGAUGUGUCCAAGAUGUCCCCCCUGGGCGACCGCCUGCUGGUGAAGCCGCAGGAGGUGGAGAAGCAGACGGCGGGCGGCAUCCUGCUGUCCCCCACCUCCAGCGGCAAGAGCAUGCAGGAUGCGCUGGUCGGCACAGUGCUGGCCGUGGGCGAGGAUGUGGACAUUGGCGUGGCGGCGGGCGACCGCGUGCUGUUCAGCAAGUACGGCAGCUCAGAUGUGGAGGUGCCGGAUGGCGAGAUCUGCUUUGUUGCCCAGAAGUCGAUUCUGGCCAAGCUGUCCUGA